Molecule: messenger RNA, 3627 nt
Organism: Lytechinus pictus (painted urchin)
Lineage: Eukaryota; Metazoa; Echinodermata; Echinoidea; Temnopleuroida; Toxopneustidae
Exons: 5
Coding region: 525-2159 (544 amino acids)
Biological process (GO): transmembrane transport
Cellular component (GO): membrane
Molecular function (GO): monocarboxylic acid transmembrane transporter activity
Source: RefSeq, a predicted model, not a curated record
ACUCUUAUAUCGUGAAUCCCUGCUACAAAUAGUAUACUAGCUUGGGAAACCCAGGCAAGCUAAGCGCACAUGCAGCGAGAGGCGCCAUCAUUUUUUGAGCCGCUACCCAGCCGCUAGGAGGUUAAUUUAGCAGUUGUGAACCAGAGGGCCACGCCCUUGAUACCAGAACAGGCAUGGAAAACAGCCUGCAUAAAGUUCCAGAGAGCAGAACUUUUCCACACAAAAAAACUCCGGCGGCCGGAUAACGAAGAAACGAAUUGCGAGCUUUAUACGAGAGUAGCAUAUAUUUCAGUGAGCUAUCGAUUUACUGGGAUGAGAUUCGUCAUGGAUAUUAACGGGUUAUUGAAAUAACCGAUGAACAGUAUACCUGGAUGAAGAUUAGCACAAGAUAGCUGACAACCAGCCGCUAUCCAGGUUGUCAAGAUAGGCGUCGAUAGUUUUUUCUUCGACCCACAAGGUGUAUUGCGAUAAUGGAGAUCCUUCUUGGAAGGGUCAUUCUUCGAUUCUUCAACCGACACUGAGGUAUGGAUUCUUCCAAAGGCCAAGAUAAUCACAUUUCCAACUGGAAGUGGGGUUACGCCAUCUUACUCUCCAAGUUCGUUAUUAAUAUGUGGAGUGGAAUCCCAAAGUCAUUUGGUGUACUGCUUCAUCUGAUGGUCGCGAGGUUCCACGGAAAUUACGCCUCUUUGGCAUUCAUCUGCAGUAUUCCCAUGACAGUGUCAUUCUUUUCAGGUCCUUUUGUUGCCUUGAUCCUUCAAAAGGUUGAUCAUCGGGCUGCUGCUAUGUCAGGAGGAAUAAUAUGCGCGGCAUCUCUGAUAGCAUGUGGUUUCAUCUCCAACAUCACCGUGUUCGGUAUACUUCUCACUCUUACAGGAUUCAGGGGAUUUGUCUACAUUCCCUUAACCCUACUCUUGAAAGAGUACUUUAAAGACAAGUUUGCCUUGAUCAACACCGUGGCAUCCUUUGGCGCGACGAUAGGCAUUACAUUCCUACCUGUCGUAGCUGAGAGAUCUCUGGAAGCUUAUGGUUACCAUGCCGUGUUUAUGAUGCUUGGAGGGAUCAUGCUUCAUUUGGUUGCAGCGGCAGCCGCUAUCCGGAAACCGAUCAUCAAGGUCAAAGACCACACCACUGGACAAGGUGGUCAUGACCUUGAUAUACCAGAGGCAGGCCAUUUGCAUCAGAUCGGUCGUGUUCUGUCGACGCGGGAAGGACACGAAGCUAAAUCAAAGGAAAAAAAUAGGGUUAAAAAGACAGGGGCGGUGGAUGGCUCAAGUAAGGGUACAGCCCAAACCAUGACAGGACAGCUACGUUCUGAUAAGAAACGAACCUCAAGCAUUAUUGAGAAGAAUGUUAAGAUCCAAAACGACCUCAAUAAACAUGGUAAAGGAGGAAGACGUGGCGAGGACGUGUCUGCAUACAGCGAUGACUCUGAUGAAGACAUGGAGCAGAAUGUUCCUUUGAUAAACAGAAGAAUCGAUUCCGAUGAUCAGAAUCUUUCGAAACCCGUUGAAGAUAAUGGCGUCAAGAAGUCUCUUUGGUCUGGCUGCAAGCAUUUCAUCACCCAGGAAAUCGUCUUCUUGGGAUGUCUCCCAGUGAUUUAUUUCCACGAUUACUCAAUGCAGGUCUGGGUGCUGUUUCUGGUGCCACACGCCGAGGAUCUAGGAAUCGAUCAAUCAACCGCCGUCUUUUUGUCUUCAUUUGGCGGUCUGGGUGGAAUUAUCGGCAGGACCAUCGCAGUCAUCCUCCUCGCGAAGAAAGUCCACAUGUUCAAAAUCUACAUCAUAGUCGGUUUCGUAAACAGCUUGACAUUUUUCUUGGAUUUCGUCGGUCGGUCGUUCCUCGUUCGGUCAGUCUGGGCCUUCGCACAGGGCUUCUGCUUUUUUUUACUCGACACGGCAGGCUCGACGUUUCUCCAAGAGCUAGUAAAAGAUGAACGUAACUUUAGUUUCGCUCUUGGGCUGAUUAUGUUCAUGCGUGGGUGCAGCAGUACAUCCGCAGGAUUUUUGACAGGAACCUUGAUUGAUUCCCUGCAGUCAUUCACCAAAGUCUUCAUGAUAACAGGAGUUUGGAUGGCCAUCUCUACCAUCAACAUUGCAGUCUUAUUGCUUAUCUUAAUCAGAAGAGAGAAUCCAAAAUCUAUGGUUAAACAUGAGACUUGAAUCAUAAGGAGAUUCGGGCAAACAUGAACUACUUCAGGUGACAUUUUGUUCUGUUUUGUGAAAUUAAGCGAAAAUAUCAUGACUUUCUUAUUUUACAUCCGAUUUUGAUGAAAUUUUCAGUGUUAUAUUUGUUGGAUUUUUCUCUUUUUAUUCAAAUCAACUUUUUGUUGGGGUGGACUUGACCUUUAAUCAGCUAAACUAUUUAAUCCACCUCCAUAAUUUGACAACCUAUGCUUUCAUCCGUUCGGGUGCUUUUGAAGACCUUCUGACGAUGACGAUAUAUUCUGAAUCGCUGGAUAUUUCUCUCAUAUCAUACACGUUGCUUAACAGUCUUAGACUUGUAAGUUGUGGCCAGUAUAUAGAAAGUUAUUAUCAUAUUGAUAGUAUAGGACAUUUUUAAUCUAAAAUUAUUUUCUUAGUGACGCAUUUCAUGUGAUGAUAUAUUAUCAUUUGUGAAUAUUAGAAAUGUAUUACCAUGUACAUUGUGAAGCAUGUUCACCCAAAAUAUUAUUUUAUUCAAAGAAUCCCCUCAAUCUUUAAAAGGGAACUUUACUUCAGCAUGUGCCCUUCUUUUAUUCUAUUUUUUCCUUUUAUUUUCUCAUUAGAAGACCCAUAAAUGAAUGAUAAAAGUGUCUAAACGCAUUCCCACGAACAAUAUAAAUCAUAAACCAUUAUACAUAGAUCAUUACUACGUCCAUCCUAACUUUAUUACUGGUGGUCCAAAAACACAUAGAUUCUGAUUGACAAGCCUUUCCUCAUGCAGGUGCUCAUAAAGGGGCGGCAGGGGGCGCAGCCCCAUUUAGCUUUUUUCAAAGGAAUAGAGAUAAGAACAAAAAUGAAAGAGGAGAGAAGGGGGAAGCGAUAAGGGGAGAAAGAAGCAAGAAAGAUAUUUUUAAAAUGAAAGUUUUAGGUCGCCUUCUUCUAUAUUACUCCUGUCACUUCUUAAAAAAUGUCUAAUAAUGAACCUUUAGAUUUUUACGAUUUAAACUUUUUUUAAUAUCUUGUUCUGUCAUUUUAAAUUGAUAAUAAUAUCAAUCUUUGAAAUAUGAAAUGUAUGGACUUGCCACAAUUUUAUUUGUAAUAAUAAUAAUAAUAGCUAUUUUUAGAUAGCGCUUUUCCCAUUAUGGCCCAAAGCUCUUUACAGCAUAAUAUUACCCCGGUCAUCGGAUCCUUGCAUGCCCGCAUACAAUGUAUACACCUUCUCCACUCCCUGGGGAGAAUUCCAACAAGAGUUCCAAGACUCAAUUGCUAAUAAUUGUAUAAUAUAUAUAUUAUAUCAAUACUACUUUGAUUAUGCCACUUAUGUUGAGUAUAAUAUUUAUUUCAUGCAGAGCGUCAGUAAUAUAUAAAUAUCUAAAUAUCUAAAAAUAAUGGUCAAUUAUGUUUAUACGAAAUAAUGUCUAUUUGUAAAGGCCUACCCUUAAUUUGACAGUAAAACAUAUAUUUAAUAAAAGAAAGAAUGAAUGAA